AUGGCCUUUCUCGGCGGAUACGCCGUGGAAGCAGCUUACUAUCCCCGGUUCAACACCACGCUCGGCAACUCGACUACGACGCAGACUGAGCAAGGCGGCGUUGCUGCUCUCCCUGCUCCUGCCCUCAACGUCGUCGCCUUCGGGUCUGCCGUUAUCGCGGAGCACACCGACGUCGUCGUUGCUACAUCCACGAUCACAACGGUAGUAGCAGCUCCGACAGUGACGCGCUACAUUACCAUCACCAACACCCCCGCCAACUACUUCCCCCCCAGCACUCCUACGGGUCCUGCCUGUUUCGCGCCCGUGGUAACCUACGCCGGAUCGGAGGUUACGCUCUCCCCCUCCACAACCCAGAUCUACGUCCCAUGGACUUCGUGGGCGGACGAGAGUACCUGGAUGGGAGUGUAUACGUUCGAGGCGGUUUACACGCCUACUACGUACUUUGUCCAAAACGUCGUUGCUGGGGUGACUGUGCAGGCUACCGUGGAGAUUCCGUUGACCAACACGCUUCCCGGUCGCCAGGAUAUGUUGCCCACGCCUGCGAUCUCUUUCAAUGCACCCUCUUCCAGUCGCUUCCCUCUCGAUAUCUACGCUAACUCAUCCACCCCCGCAACCUCUGCCUCCGGAACCGCUCUUAGUCCUGCACCUACCUCAACUCCUUCAGAGAUUGCCUCGGUGGACAACGUGGGUUCAACGACCUUCACGCCUCCUACAAGCACUCCUGAAACCGACAUUGUUCCCUCCGCCUCCCCUACCGAGACUCCCGGGGCUACGGAGCCAAUUACUAUCAUCAUCGCGCCUAACAUCGUAAUCGCCGUGAACCUCUGCAACCAGUUCGGUACCACCCUCAAUACCCAGCUUCAGCAAUGCGUGAUCCAGACGAACCAGCAAAACAACAUCGGUGACCUAAAUGGCGGGUCGCAGAGCAAUUCAAACAGUGGUAUUGUGGUUAGGGAUCUCGAGGCUGGGGCCGUCAAGCAGAGCGGUGUGGCUUCCCAUGGCCUCGUUGCGGUUGUUGUUGCUCCGAGCACGGCCAAGCUUGCCGAUCUUUGUGUGCGAGUCGGUGGAAGGUGGGACACCAAGCUCCACCAGUGUCUCGUUCAAACGAGUCAGUAG
Saitoella complicata NRRL Y-17804 is the source of this 1116-nucleotide messenger RNA. RefSeq lists its product as uncharacterized. The transcript is spliced from 3 exons. The coding region runs from base 1 to 1116 and encodes 371 amino acids. The record is from RefSeq and is a predicted model, not a curated record. NCBI's taxonomy places the organism in Eukaryota, Fungi, Ascomycota, Saitoellomycetes, Saitoellales, Saitoellaceae.